This is a messenger RNA of Rotaria sp. Silwood1, 705 nucleotides long. Lineage: Eukaryota; Metazoa; Rotifera; Eurotatoria; Philodinida; Philodinidae. The record is from the annotation of a GenBank genome assembly.
AUGACUUCAAUUGAUUUAGAUGAUGAUCUUAUUUUUUUUACUAUAGAUUCAUUAGAUGAUGAUGAUAAUAAUGAUAAUGAUCAUGAAUAUUGUUCACGUAUAAAAUCUGAUUUAUUAACAAAUGAUUAUUUAUCAGUUGAUCGAAUUCAGUCAACAUCAACUAUGAUAUCAGAUAAUAAAAAAAUGUCAGAUAUAACAGAUUUACUCGAUUCAACAGAAUUUAAUGAUAAACAAGAAAAUGUUGAUUUAAUAUCAACAAAUGUUUUAGAUUAUUUACGUACACAUAAUUUACAAAAUGAUCAAGAUACUUAUGAAAAACAUCAAUGGGAAACUGAAGAAAAUUAUUUAAAAUAUGGUUCAAAGCAAUUAUCACCAAGUGAUUAUUUAGCUCGUACAUCACUUUAUAAUCGUCCUGUUGCUUUUGAAAAAGAUUCGCGUUUAUGGGCACGAAGUUUAUUAGAUAAUUUUAAAAAAUCCAAUCACAAUUGUAAAUCAAAAUCAUCAUCAGUUAAUUUGGCUUAUUAUUUACCAGUUAUUAAAAAAUCUUCAUCAUUUGAUCGUCAUGUUCAAUAUGUAGAACACUUAAAUGAAUGUAAUGAUUUUCCAGCAUAUUUAGAAUAUUUACGAGAAAAUCGUUCACAAUUAUUUUAUACACUUACAGAUUCGAUUGAUAUUAUUGAUGGGCUAAUUGGAACAGUUGUUUAA